Messenger RNA from Phycodurus eques (leafy seadragon), 6024 nucleotides. Its product is annotated as disintegrin and metalloproteinase domain-containing protein 9-like. The coding region runs from base 498 to 2975 and encodes 825 amino acids. Gene Ontology annotation, biological process: proteolysis. Lineage: Eukaryota; Metazoa; Chordata; Actinopteri; Syngnathiformes; Syngnathidae. The record is from RefSeq and is a predicted model, not a curated record. The transcript is spliced from 24 exons. Gene Ontology annotation, cellular component: plasma membrane. Gene Ontology annotation, molecular function: metalloendopeptidase activity.
CCGGAUCAGGACGAGACGUCAUACCAGGGCAGGUCGUCGCCGUGUGUAGGUUUGCGGGACGAACGGUCGCUGAGGGGGGACGUUGGGGUUGGGUUUGGGACAGACGAACACAAAAAGCCCCAGAAAACGCCCCCGCGAGUUCCGGUCCGGUAGAAAACCGGACUUCGGGGCGGAGGGUCGUCUUCGCUCGGAGACAAAACUUCGGCUCUUUCCGUAGAAGCUGAAUGUGACGUCACGUCGGGGGGAACGUCGUAGAAGUGUAUCUGCGGGUCGAACGGCCGGUUUGGUUGGGGUUCGAACAGGCGUAAAAAAAAAACAAACAAAAAAACAAGAAAAAUAGCACCGGGACGGAACCGCCCUGCUCGGGCUCGAAUGGCCCCGCCGAGGGACGACACGGCUGGGGGCGGCGGCGGGCUCUGAGGCUGCGCGCGGGCUCCCAACGGCCGCCGAGAUUUCACGAACAGCGAGAAGGAGAGGGUCGGGUCCCAAAGGAGAAAAUGAUGAUGGCGACGACGGGAAGAGCAAAGCUGCUGCAAAUGUGCUGUUUGGUGCUUCUGAUGACCGGAAGUGGCCAGAGUGGAGACUCCCAACAGACGCAGCACCUGUCCUCCUAUCAGCUGACGGUGCCUCUGCCAAUAGGAGGCCGGGCAAGGAGGGAUGCCGACGGCUCGCCGCCCGAUCAGGUGUCGUACGCCGUCAGCGUGUCGGGACGCCGGCACGUCGUCCGUCUGCAAAGGAACCGGUUGUUGCUUCCUGCGGACUUCAAAGUGUUUACAUACGCUCACGACGGAAAAAUCAUCACCGCCACGCCGGCUGUCAAGAACCACUGUCAUUAUCAGGGCUUUGUUGAGGGCAUGGAGGGAUCGUCUGUUGCCAUGAGCAUUUGUAACGGCCUCAGAGGCGUGAUGCACCUUGACGAUGACAGCUACGCCAUCGAGCCUCUAGACUCCGCCCCCGAGCAGCACCUGCUGUACCGCCUACAGGAUGUGAAAUCACAGCCUCGAGGAUGCGGGACGCCGCAUCGCCACGGCGCACGCGCGGCAUCAGCGGUGCAGGAAAUCCACCGGCGCGCCAGGGCGAAGCGAGAUAUUCUCCAUCGCACACACUACGUUGAGCUGCUGCUGGUGGUGGACAAUGACCGAUACAACAGCAUGAACCGGAACGAGAGUGCAGUAAGGGAGGAGAUGGUUCAUCUGGCCAACUUCCUAGACGCUAUCUACAUGCAGCUGAACGUGAGGGUGGUCCUGGUGGGCCUGGAGAUCUGGACCCGGCAGAACCUGAUCAGCACCGAAGGGGGCGCCGGCGAGGUGCUCGGUCGCUUCACCCAGUGGAGGGAAAAGGAACUGCUGCCUCGGCGAAGACACGACUCGGCGCAGCUCAUACUGACGAAGAGUUUUGGGGUGACAGCAGGGAUGGCGUUCGUCUCCACCGUGUGUUCAAGAAGUCACGGUGGCGGGAUUAAUGCGGUCACACUUUGCGUGCGUGUGCAGUUCACCAACGACAACGUGUUUGCCUUCGCCUCCAUCGUGGCUCACGAGCUCGGUCACAACCUCGGCAUGAACCACGACGACAGCCGCACUUGCGCGUGCCCCGAGCAAGCGUGUAUCAUGAACUCCGGAGCCACAGGGUCGCGCAACUUCAGCCGCUGCAGCGCCGACGACUUUGAGAAGAUGCUGCUGCACACGGGAGGCUGGUGUCUGCUCAACGUGCCGCGGUCCGACGAGGCCUACAGCGCCCCCUACUGCGGGAACGGCCUGCUCGACUCGGGCGAGGACUGCGACUGCGGAUCGGCGAAGGAGUGCGAGAGCGACCCCUGCUGCGAGUUCUCCACGUGCCGACUGAAGGCCGGAGCCGAGUGCGCCGACGGCGAGUGCUGCUACAACUGUCGGUUCCGGCCCGGCGGCACGGCGUGUCGCGCCAGCACGGACGAGUGCGACUUGCCCGAGUUCUGCAACGGCUCCUCGUCCCUCUGUCGGAGCGACGUCUUCGUGCAGAACGGUCAUCCGUGUCGGAAUGGGCAGGCGUACUGUUACAACGGCCGCUGUCAGCAUGCCGGAGACCAGUGCAGGAGCAUCUUUGGAGCAAAAGCCGAGAUGGCGCCGGAGAUCUGCUUCAAAGACGUCAACAGCAAAGGCGAUCGCUUCGGGAACUGCGGAUACCAAAACUCCGGGUACAAAAAGUGUGAGAGCAGAAACGCUUUGUGCGGCAAGCUGCAGUGCGCCAACGUGCAGGGCGUCAAAGCGUUCGGCGUGCAGCCGUCCAUCAUCAGCACGCCCAUAGGGGGCGACGUGUGCUCCGGGGUGGACUUCAUGCUGGGCUCGGACGUGCCCGACCCCGGCAUGGUCAACGAGGGCACCCGCUGCGGUCCCGACAAGGUGUGUCUGAACUUUGAGUGUCGCAACGUGGACGUCCUCAACUUUGACUGCGACGACGCCCACAACAAGUGCCACGGCCACGGAGUGUGCAACAACAACCGUAACUGUCACUGCGAGGCCGGCUGGGCUCCGCCCUUCUGUGAACUGGCGGGUUACGGGGGGAGCGUGGACAGCGGGCCCACCUGGAACGACCGAGACCAUUCGCUGAGGGACGGUCUGCUGGUGUUCUUCUUCCUGCUGGACCCUGCGGCCGCGUUGGCCGCCUUGGCCGUCCUGCGCAGGGAGCGGCUGCUGCGGCGCCUGGGCCUGACACGCAGGGGGCGCUCUCGGGCCUACCGGCCCGACGGAGCGGCGUCGGCCGAUCCCGGCGGAGGACCGCCUCCUGGGGCUCAGCCGCCUCUCGUUGCCCGUGGCGACGCCAGCAACAUCCUCAGAGACCCGCAUCACAGUCAGCUUCUGCCGCCUCGUGAGGCGGAGGAGACGAGCAGGAGCGCUACCUCGUUCGCUGUGAGGCCACCGCCGCCGCCUCUAAAACCGAAACCGUGCGGCACGGCGAAGCCUCUGAUGCCCCAAAGACCCGCCCCUCCGCCGCCCGUGUAACCGCCUUCCGUACCAGGAUUCCACACUUCCUCCUCCAGGCUACGUCCCACCCACUCACCCCCGUUGCCUAGCGACGGCCAGGAAGCAGGAAACCGGACUCUGGCGGAUCCGCACCCGGGAAGAACUUGUCACAAACCGUACAAUCAGAUCAAAAUCAGAUCAGAAUCAUCUUUAUUUGUCAAGUAUGUCCAAAACACACAAGGAAUUUGUCUUCAGGAGUUGGAGCCGCUCUAGUACAACAGACAAUCAAUUUACAGAACACUUUGGAGACAGAAAGACAAAAAAACAAUUGUGCAAAAAGAUGCAGAGUCCUCUAGCACUUAGAGCAGUUCGAACGACUAAUAUUGCAAUAGUCCGGCGCAAUGACCGUUGUGCAAAGGGCGCCGAGACUUCAAGGAGCGUAUGCGGUUUAAAGUGACGAGUCGUACGAUCAUCUGGGACAAUGUCGGUUGUGCAAAUGUUACAGAUACUCCUCAAUCAGUGUGCAAAUGGAGCAGAUGCUACUCUGGCACGAGUGGCCGGUAUAUGCAAAUAGUGCAGCGUGGCGAGACAACGACAGUGAGUGCACGAGUCAUACGUAAUUGGCCCCACACAAAUGUGACAACGAACUCAAGUCAAAAAAUUGCCAGCUUGUUGUAAUGGAAUUAUAGGUUAGGUGUUUAAGAAGUUGAUCGCAAGAGGGAAGAAGCUGUUGGAAUGUCUACUAGUUCUAGUUUGCAUUGAUCGGUAGCGCCUGUGAUUAUUGUAAGCGUCGGCGCCGUUGAGCAUGCUGGCUAAUUAGCGUUUGCUGGUUAACGGCCAAUAGCGAGGCGUGCCUGAGCGUUGCUACUCUCAGAUAGGCUGCUUUGAAGACAGCGAGACCACUACCGCAGGAAGCGCCUCCUGCGUGAUUUUUUGUUUUUAUUUGUUUUACGGCUGCGCUCCCGACCCGCUACGGACCGUCUGUACCGCUCCGUGGGGCGUUUGGCACCGGGUCGCGAGGAGAGACCGGAGAAAAAAAUGGUUUGAAAUUCAGAUGCCUGCGCCGAAGCGCUCGUCUCGGUCACAAAAUACGCCGGUGAAAAAAGCUCACAGGCGAGCAAAAAUGGGGGGAAAAAACAAAAAGCGACUUCGGAGAAACAAAAGAAAGCUGGCCUUCUUCAGUUUCGGGGAUUCAAAUCAAGGCUCCGAAAAUGGAUGGAAUUGUAAUCCGUUUGUUUACUGGGAGAACAUAUGGCGUGAAAUGAAGGUUGCCUCGGGAAGCUGACACGAUCGCAAUCUUAGUUCAAUUUGGAAAAAACACUCAGGAUUUGUUGUGAAUUCCUGUUGACGCCUCCAUUCCAAACUGAGAAAACGAAUCCGGAUGGAAUGCAAUUAGUUCUCUGACUUUGAGAAAUGUUAGCGCAGUUGUGAAGUCGCGGGUUCAAAUCCGGCCCGGCCUGUGCGGAGUUUGCAUGUUCUCCCCGUGCUUGCGUGGCUUUUCUCCGGGUACCGCGCUUUCCUCCCAUUCGCAUCCUAAGAAUCGAAGCGUCUGUUACGUGUGAAUGAGCGGGAACGCUCGCUUGUCUGUAUGUGCCCUGCGAUUGGCUGGCGACCGGUCCUGCGCGCACGUUGAGCUGAACCCGCGUGAGCGUAAGCGGUACGGAAAAUGGAUGCGAGUUCUUGGAAUAGUUCCACGCUCACCUCCAUUUCCAAAGUCCUCUUCCCACACAAGCACGACGACGUUUCGACCGCAACCCGGCCGUCCCGAUCGGAGAGAUCGACAACGGCGAGCGUGACCGUCAUCCUCGUCACCGUCCUCGCCGUCCUCCGUUGCCCGCCGCGGGCUCCUCGCAUCGUUAGCCACGCAUCUGCUGCCAUUGCAGCCCUUUGGGGGACUUUGACUUUGAAUCAAGCUGUCGGCUGUGAAUCGGAUCUUUCGCGCGUGUGCGUAAUUGUGCUACUUCCCCCUCCAACGAUUAAAAUGUAUUCACCGCUCGCUGAGUCUGUGAGAGGAAAAUGCUGGACUUGGGGAAAUCCGGUCACAGUCCGGUCUUCUUCUUUUUCUUCUUCUUCUUCUUCUUCUUCUUCAUCAUCGGCGGCGGCGGCAACCUUUCCUGUUUGGGUUCACGCCAUUAUGCCCCAAAACCGCCAGAAUGUGACCACAAAUGCUUUUAUUGGCCAUUUGUCCGCAAGGAACAAAGUGUUACAUUGUUGCAAAAGACGUUUUGUGUCACAUGGUUGGGCUCGGAACAACCGUCACAUGCGGUGUUGCCACGGUGACCUUGAAAAAGUAACCGAACACAGAAGCGUAUUACGUCAACUGAAAAGUCACUCUAUUCUAAUAGAAAAAGGGAGGCGCCGGAUGUCUUAUGACGUCACCGGACCCCCUUUUUUCGGAGUAACGCGUUACAGCAUCACUGGUCACAUGGCACCCGAAUGACGUCUAUUCAUAGAAAUGCUCGCUUGCCAUUGGAUGGAGGGCUUCUUGAUAUAAACGACCACACUAUUGUCUAUUAGAAAGUCACAACCUAUCGCCAUCUUUUUGGAAAGUUACGACUUUCGGUUUUAAGAAUGAAAUACGAUCUUUUUCGACCUGGAGCACAUUGAGAUCCAAUGAUGAAAACGUCAUUACAAAUCAAAUGGACAGUGUCAUUCAAUAAAACGUCUGUCGCUAUUCUUCUUGAUGGACAACAUUGUAUUAACAAUACAUUAACAUACACCUUUGUCAAUAUAACAAAUGAUAUAUAUAUAUAUACAACCAAUCCAGUUCAAUGACAACAGAAAAACAAUAAUACAUGAAUAAAUUGUUGAAGUUUUAAAUGGAUAUCAAUCCAUAAUUAUUUGAAAUUUCAAAUAAUUAUGGAUUUCAAUCAAAAAUAAUUUCAAUAACGGAGUUGAUUUUAGGAAUUCCGAUUUGUGAAUACGAAACUUACCUAACAAUAUAGACGAGUUAAUAAUAUGACUCAGUUUGUUAUCUUUUGACUCAUAAAAUGUCAUGUUUUCUUUUUCGAGCGUAAUUCUACAUUUUGUUUUGCGUAAAAUGUAUUUGUCAAUGUAGCAUUAAAAGGACAAUCUUGAGAUAAAUGAG